Molecule: messenger RNA, 1386 nt
Organism: Rhizopus microsporus ATCC 52813
Lineage: Eukaryota; Fungi; Mucoromycota; Mucoromycetes; Mucorales; Rhizopodaceae
Exons: 2
Coding region: 1-1386 (461 amino acids)
Biological process (GO): peptidyl-lysine methylation
Cellular component (GO): cytoplasm
Molecular function (GO): protein-lysine N-methyltransferase activity
Source: RefSeq, a predicted model, not a curated record
AUGCCACCACAUAAUACGGCAGUGGUAGCUACCACUUUUGGAAUACUAUUCUUAAAGGACCACUUUUCGACAGAAGAAACAGUAUCAAAUAUGCCAGCAAGUGAUAACGAUAAUAGUAACAACAGUUAUAAUAGCAAUACUAGCAAUGGAUUUAAAUUAUCCUUGUAUAAAAAUAGCAAUAUCUAUCGAAUCGUAUUAAACAAUCCUGUUAAAUCAUCCAUCAUUCAGCUGAACAAGUGGAAUCGUAUCGAUCUAAAGUUAGUAACCGAACUGGGAUUACCUGUUAUCAUAAAUGACCAGUUAGAAUUGUCCAUAUCAAUCACUUGUAAGUUGUUACAAGGAUAUGCUACGAAAUCAACAAAAACGUGUGGUUAUGUGGAAUCUAGAGAUCUUGCAAUCGAAUGUCGACCUGUUCACAUUGACUCAUGGAACGCAGAAGGAGGCGACAAGGGGCUUGGAUAUAGCAACUAUACAGGUAGCUUCGAGUACAGAGUGGUCACUAACAACAACAACAACAAAGGAUAUGAAGAUGGUGUUUUCUUUAUUCACAUCCAAACAGAAAAUCAGUGCCUGUUACAGCAGUCACUUCCCUUAUGUUUGGGACCAUUCCAACUUCAGGAUACAAGUACUCAAGAAGAUAGCUUUUACUGGGCUGAUGAUAUAUCAGAUGAUGUCAAUACACACAGGAUACUCUCUCUUAAUGAUCACCGCUAUUUGGUAUUGAAGGAAAUGUGGGACCAUGGAACAUCAGGGAAGUUGUGGGAUUCGGCUGUAGUGAUCGGUCAAGUCAUCACCAGGCUGUUUAAGCAUAACCGCGCGUUUUUAUCAGGUUUGCGUAUAAUGGAUCUAAGUGCAGGUAUUGGAUCACUUGGCUUGCUUAUAUCACAACUAUGUCACGUCUAUGAUAUACCUCAUCCACCUACUGUUGUCUUGACAGAUAUACCCGAGGCUUUGCCUCUUAUCAAGCAUAAUCUUUCUCUCAACAGCAGCAGUACAGCUAAUAUACGUGUCAAGCCUCUUCGCUGGGGAUUGACAAAGGAUAUCAAAGCAUUAUGCAAGCAGCCAUUUGACUACAUUUUCGUGUCUGACGUAUUAUAUAACACUGAAGAUUUUUAUCCAUUAAUUACCACAUUUCGUCUACUCACUGGUACAAAAAAGACUCGUACGCGACUCUAUCUUGGAUACAAACCACGGGGGCUAAAGCAGUAUGAAGAAGCAACCUUUUUUAGUAACUCUGCAAUAUACUUUGAUAUUACACGUCUUAGUCUAGAGGAUUUUGCAAGAGAUCUACUAGAUGGUCAAGGAACGAUGGACGACUCAAUGGAUCAAAUAUUAAGUUUUACAGGUGUACAGCUGUAUAGAUUUGUGCCAAAAAGAAAUGAGUAG